This is a messenger RNA of Urocitellus parryii (Arctic ground squirrel), 2212 nucleotides long. RefSeq names its product CD46 molecule (gene Cd46). Gene Ontology annotation, cellular component: cell surface. The record is from RefSeq and is a predicted model, not a curated record. NCBI's taxonomy places the organism in Eukaryota, Metazoa, Chordata, Mammalia, Rodentia, Sciuridae.
GUUCCCUUUCCACCCUUCCACCAUGAGGUGGUAAACAGUUUACGAAAGCGGCGGUGAGCCAACCCUUUCCUGCCAGCCAGCGCCUGGAGAGUGGGCUGCAGAGGACGCAGCCAGRGCGCGGUGAGGCUCUGGUGGAGCUGAGUGCAGCUGAUAACCCGGGUAUCGGUCCAGCCGGGAGCACCCCGGGUCCCCUGGAGGCCCUGGAGCAAAGCGCGCCGAGACCCCGCCCUGAUGUCGCCGGAUAGGCGCAGUGGCUCCGCCUCCAGUCACUUCCGACAGGGGCGCUGGCCCAGCCACGCCCACUUGUCUGGCGGCCCUGCACACUUUGUGAAUUUGGGGAUUGUUGCGUAUGACAACCGGGCUCAAAAGGGACUCCCCUGCUUGGCUGGCACUGUUUUCCUGUUCAUCUUCUGAAAGGUGAUGGUGUCUUCCGCGCCCUGCACGGCGCUUCCCCGCCGCGGAAAGAGUUCCUUUACUUUACAGCGGUGCCUACUAGGGAUCUUUCUAGCGACUUUGGCAUUCCUGCUGUUUACACUCUCUGAGGCCUGUGUACUGCCACCACCAUUUCAAGCUUUGGAGCUCGUUGGCAAACCUAAACCCUAUUAUGAGGUUGGAGAAGAAGUAACUUAUAGGUGUAAAAAAGGAUAUGACCAAGUAUUGGGGUUUCUCACAAUUGCUACUUGUGAGCCAAAUCAUACCUGGGUGCCUAUUUCAGAUGAUGCCUGUAUGAAAAGAAGAUGUCCAUAUUUAGGUGCUCCUAAAUUUGGCAAAGCCGAUUACCCAAAUGGAACUCACCAGUGGGGUGCUCAAGUUCAUUUUUCUUGUUCUAGUGGUUAUUACAUAAUUGGUAAAGCAAUCAUAAAUUGUGUGCUUAAGGGAGAAAACCCACACUGGGAUGGUAAAGUCCCACAAUGUGAAAAGAUUUUGUGUGAACCACCUCCAAAAAUCAAAGAUGGGAAAUACUCCUUUAGUGACAUAGAAGUAUUUGAGUAUAUGGAAGCAGUAACUUACAGUUGUAAUAAAAAACCUGCAGGAGAAGAACUUUCACUUGUGGGAGAAAAAGAGCUUUACUGUGCUGGCAACGGAGUAUGGAGUAGCAGUCCUCCUCAGUGUAAAGUGGUCAAAUGUCCAUUUCCAGCAGUCGAAAAUGGAAACCAGUUAUCGGGACUCGGAAAAAAGUUUUCCUAUAGAGAUACAGUUGUGUUUGAAUGCAUUCAGGGUUAUUACAUGAAUGGCAGCACCACCUCUGUCUGUAACGGUGAAAGUGUUUGGGAGCCUCCAUUGCCAAAAUGUCUUAAAGUGUCAACUUCUCCCAGUACAAAACCUCCAGUUUCCACUGUUUCAGGAUAUCCCAAUCCCGAUGGACUGUUUGAUGAUGAAUUCGCUCAAUGGAUCAUUUUGCUGAUUAUUCUUAUUGCAAUUGUUUCGAUUGCUAUAAUUAUCCUCUGCCUGUACAGACGUUUUCAACGCAGGAAGAAGGGGAAAACAGUUAGAGCUCAAUACAACACUUACCAGAAAAGUUUGACCACUUCAGCGGAGCCAACUACGUGAUUUCCACACACCUGUGUCUCCGUUUAUCUUUUAAUUCUGCUAAGAGCUUCUCAUCUGCAAUAGUUAAUGUGGAUGCACUGCUGAGUUAUGCUGUUCAUAUUUUAAUGUGACUGGAAUGUAGUAACCCUCUGUUUAUACACAUAUGAACUGGGGUCUGAACACAGUUCCUGUUUCCCCCUAACAUUUGGACUUAGGGGGGCAAAUCAACACAGUAUCCCUGACAGUCUUAAGAUGGGGAAAUGAUUUGUUUUGUAAAAUGGGAAAAUCCAGAAAAAUAUAGCUCAAAAUGAAAUUACAUUGCAUUUUUUUCAAAAAGUGGUUUUGAAAGCUUUUUAAUGUGAACUCUUAAUAUUCCAUCUUUCCACAACUCUUUAAUGUUAUUUUUYUAUUUUGUUCAUUGUAAAAAGCCUUCACAAACAGGUGUAUAUAUUCCUAUAUACCAGAACACUGAUAAUUGGGAAUAUUGAUAAUUUUGACCUCCUUAACUAAGAAUAUUAUUGGAAAAUUAUCCAGAAGUUAACAGGAUAACCUUUUUGGUAACUUCUUUGAUUUAAAGAUGCUAGAAACUUUAUGUAAGGCCUUUAAUUUUUUUWWAAAUUUUACUUAUUAGUUAUAUAUGACAGCAGAAUGCAUUUUCUUUAUCUAUUCAUCUACUAAAGGG